Messenger RNA from Penicillium arizonense, 846 nucleotides. RefSeq lists its product as uncharacterized. Lineage: Eukaryota; Fungi; Ascomycota; Eurotiomycetes; Eurotiales; Aspergillaceae. Bases 1 to 846 code for a protein of 281 amino acids. The transcript is spliced from 5 exons. The record is from RefSeq and is a predicted model, not a curated record.
AUGUACCAAGGAAUAUGUGUACCGAACUUUCCCGGUUAUUGCAGCAAUACCUAUCGUCAACUUAUUGCCAAAAGCUUGAGCCCUCCUGUCCUCGGAUAUUGGAAGUGGGAGGCUCUCUGGGGCAAGUUCACGACUAAUUUCGAUCCUGUGAAGGAGGACAACAUCAUGGUCACCGGCUUCUUCCUGCAGGCUGUUGCGUUAUACACGGCCAAUACAGGAGACAUGCGCUACACAAAGCUUGUUUCGUUGGCAUUUGGGGUCAGCAAAGGCCGAGUUUACGAUUACGAUAUUCACAGCCUUUCGAACGCCGUGUUCAUGGAGCCAGAUGGCUCAAUUAUUCCGAUCCGUUCCGGGAUUACUGGGUUCACAAUUCCAGGCCUUAUUGAUCCGGGUAACUACAGAACCUGUCCUUAUUCCAUGACCCAUGCAAUCGCCCAUACCGCUGGUGAGUUUGGAGACGAGCAGAUACGCAAGAAGGCUCUGGAAAAGCUGCAUCUUGAAAUGAACCCGUUGGUAGCGAAGACCGGUGUCAUCCACUGGCCACUGGAAAAAGCAUCCUCGCACACCAAGACGGCCACCGUCAAAGCCAUGUUACUUCGCAAGGAAGACUGGAAAUCCCUGAUCAUGAGGGGACCAGAUGAGACAACCUUGAAAGGCCCCAUCUUAGAUCAAGUUCCUUACCCAGGAGUACUCGUCGCAAAGGCGCGCUCCAAUACCUCGCACGAUCUCCACUUGCUUCUGUAUCCUUCCGCCGCAUCCGAAGAAAGACAUUGCUUUCGACUGACACUCAUGGAGUCGCCACAGGAUGGACGCACGAGCGUAACCAUCGAGCCAGCGGUUAAAUAA